Cordyceps militaris CM01 is the source of this 1146-nucleotide messenger RNA. RefSeq names its product AkeP. The record is from RefSeq and is a predicted model, not a curated record. Lineage: Eukaryota; Fungi; Ascomycota; Sordariomycetes; Hypocreales; Cordycipitaceae. The transcript is spliced from 2 exons. Bases 1 to 1146 code for a protein of 381 amino acids.
AUGAGCAGCUCCUCAGACCAAUCCGCCCAUCCGCCAUCAAAGCCUGCCACGGGAUGGAAAUGGCAUCACAAAGACUUUGCCCAAGUGCUGGGCGCCGACCCAGCCUUCCAGCUCGUCCUCUCGUCGCCCGACACGCCGUUUGCCCACGAGGCCGGCGUCUACAUCGCGGCCGACGAUGCGCUCUUCGUAACGAGCAACCGGCUGAUCCGCGACGGCCCCGGCGGCUCCGAAAAGACACAGAGUGUGCAAAUCUCCCGCAUCGACCUGUCGCCCACCCGUCGCAAGGACGGCGGGCUCGCGACCAGAGCGGACAUUCCCUGCGGCCCGAUUCACAUGGCCAACGGGGGCGUCAACUACCGCGACGGCAUCCUGUUCUGCGCGCAGGGGUCCGGAGCGGCACCCAGCGGCCUGUUCUACAUGUCCCGGCGCGCGCCGUUCUGCGCCGAGCCCGUCGUGACGAGCUACUGCGGCGUGCCGUUCAACUCGGUCAACGACGUCGUCGUGCGCACGCGCGACGGCAGCAUCUGGUUCACGGACCCGGCGUACGGCCACGAGCAGGGGUACAAGGCGGCCCCGUCCCUGCCGAGCCAGGUGUACCGGUAUGUCCCCGGCGAGAGCGGCGGGAGCGGCAGCAUCACGGCCGUGGCGGACGGCUUCGGCCACCCGAACGGGCUGUGCUUCUCGCCCGAUGAGCGGACGCUGUAUGUUACAGAUACGGACAAGGUCCACGGCGCCGGCCAUGUCCGUCCCGACCGGCCAUCGUCCAUAUACGCUUUUGAUGUCCGUGUCCGCCACGGACAGCCGAUUGUCUGUAAUCGGCGACUGUUCGCCUUUGUCGAGACGGGCAUUCCAGACGGCAUCAAGUGCGACACCGACGGUCGCGUCUACAGCGGCUGCGGCGAUGGGAUACACGUCUGGUCCGAAGGCGGUGUCCCGUUGGGGCGCAUUCAGAUCGCCGGCGGCGUGGCCAAUUUUUGCUUUGGUCGUCGGGGAGAAAUUUGGGCCCUGAAUGAGCAUCAUGUAUGGAGGGUCGCGAUUGCUUCGUCGAUACGCGGCGCUCUGCUAGCUGAUCUGUCGACGCAGGCCAAGAGCAGGAAGCGGUUCAUGUCUGUGGUGAGGAAGGGGUUUCGUAGCAUGUUUUGCUGA